Messenger RNA from Macrosiphum euphorbiae (potato aphid), 309 nucleotides. The record is from the annotation of a GenBank genome assembly. NCBI's taxonomy places the organism in Eukaryota, Metazoa, Arthropoda, Insecta, Hemiptera, Aphididae.
AUGGCCGAACGGGGUAAAGGAGCUACAGACGGAGCAAUUGAAAGCACAGAAGACAAAGUUUACAAUGUAGAUACGGAGAACAUAAAAGUGGAAGAAACGCUCGUAGACAAGGGUGGGAAAAAAACAAAGGUGGCGCGGGCAGUGGACACAAGUGUGUAUGGGCUAGUGAAAACAAGGGAAACCCGAGGGCCCAUUGAGUGCGUUGUAUUAUGUAUGAAGAACGGAGAACAAAGAACGUUAAUAAGAAAAAAAAGAAGCGACAAGAGACGCGGUUUCGACAAAACUACGAAGUCGAAUUCAAAAAAAUAA